Molecule: messenger RNA, 1090 nt
Organism: Daldinia vernicosa
Lineage: Eukaryota; Fungi; Ascomycota; Sordariomycetes; Xylariales; Hypoxylaceae
Exons: 2
Coding region: 417-653 (78 amino acids)
Source: RefSeq, a predicted model, not a curated record
GCUGAAGGUGCCGAGACAAUGUUGUUCACUUUAGAUCUAAUGGAAUAUGAGAUUUAUUCUCUUCAUAACAUCUCGGUCAGCAUAUAAAUCAAAAUAAUAGUUUAAUAAAGGGGUUAAUCUACGGGUGACAAGGGUUAUCUUGAAGUCUUGAAACUAACAGGCCACCCGGACUGUAUUAUAUUGCUUCAGAAGCCAAAAACGUUACACCAUGGCAUCCUUACUAGACCUCCCUAUCGAAAUCCUAAAUCAUACCAUAGAGUCGAUGGAUAUCUAUGAUAAACAUGCCCUCUUUCAAUUAGCGAUCACUUCUCGAACUCGUAUUGGGACCUACUAAGAGAUAUCCUGGAGGAAAAUACGAAUCGAGGAGGGGAAACGCCGACACAUGGUGUUUGGCAGAGCUAACUUUCCAUAUAGACAUGCAUCAUGAAUAUUACGGCGGCGGUUCUUACUCCCGCGAUUGUACUGCGCCACUGGCAGUGUUCAAUCUGUUUCCGAGAGUAAAACGGCUCCAGGCCUCUUGGCAAGUUGAUCCCAAGUGUUAUGAAUUUUGGGAUGCUAAGCGACUUGAUCGCGCCUUGGUAGAACUUAUCCGAUACCGAGAUGAGCGCUUUCCUAAUCUCAAUUCUAUCUCAAUUCACAUCGUAAAUUUCUAAAAAACGACAUGGAAAUUUGAGUCGCCCUGGGCCACCGUUAAAGCGCGAGCAAAAGGCGUAAGCUUGAAAUUCUUCAAAGGAGGGAGGCUCGGGUUGGAGCAUAUUGGAGGUGAGGAUCUUAGGAAGAGUUAUCCCUAAAAGAUGAGAGGAAUGAAGGGGUUUGCCAAGUAAAGGAACUAGAUGAUUCGGAUUUUCAAAAACGAGAGGGAAAAGACGACGAUGAUGAAAAGUCGGAACACCGUCUUUGGGGUUACCCUCUCAUGAGCCACCCGUUUUUGAUGCAUCUUAAUAAUUCGCCAUGACGGUAAACGUUGUACUAUUUGACGAUAGAUAACAACUUCGUCUUAGCAAAUCAUAACAGAAUAUCGUAGCACGAUCCCGCCUUUCAGGCCUCAGGUUCCUGUCGUACUGGGACGCCACGUGCUUCCAUACCGAGC